Molecule: messenger RNA, 2448 nt
Organism: Podospora bellae-mahoneyi
Lineage: Eukaryota; Fungi; Ascomycota; Sordariomycetes; Sordariales; Podosporaceae
Exons: 1
Coding region: 1-2448 (815 amino acids)
Source: RefSeq, a predicted model, not a curated record
AUGUCUUCGGACAACAUUGGCGGGAUACGAGUGCAGAGGGAGACUGUCAUUGUGGUGGAAGACAGUUCCCAUCUGCGCAACAGGCGAGGCGACUCUCUGGAGACCACCAUCCGUUCAAACGAGCUGGAAGAAAUGGACAGCCAAAUAUCCCAGUACAGCCGGCCCAAGACCUUCCGCAAGCUUUCGAAUGCUUCGAGCAUUCUCACCGACAUUUUCCGCCCAGACACCGACGAGGACGUCAUUCGGCGCAAGAUCAAAAGGGCGAACGAUAGGGAUAGCUCGAGGGCCCUGAUUGAGUUUCUCCGCAACACCUCGCCACCACCCCAGAACUACAUGUCCAUUCCUGACACGUUGGAGUCUCCACCUGUCACCACGAAGAAGAGACGGCCAUUUUGGUCAUUUUGGAAGAAGAGGGUCAAGAGAGGAAAGAAGGACGGGAGGCGCGCAUCUGGUGGCGUAAUUCGGCUGCCAGAUACAGCUGUUGCUGGAACAACUACUGGUGGUUAUCGCCACAUCGCCAUAUCGAUACCUAUUGAGUACGACCAUCUUGAUGAGCCUACCCAAGAGCCGACCCCGCCGCCUUCAGAUGACGAACGGGCUGGCACUGUCACGAUUCUGCCGCCAGUAGAAGAAGAGAAGCGUGAGUCUAGCGAAUCGGUUGCUUCAGGCACCACCAACGACAGUACAAGUGCCAACAGUGAGGAGUUGUUCCCGAUGCUCCCGUCGCCAGAGUCGCCCAUGGAAAGGCUCUCUACCGACCGCGUGCUCUCGGCCGCAGAACCCAUAGCACAGGGGGGGACUGGGAGCCGGACACAAUCUCGGCCACCCUCGCGGAUGGCAAACUCUUCGGUCGGUGCCCACAGCAUGAUUACUAUCCCUUCCCCCCAUGAGCUGACACCGCUCCCAAAAGGCUCGAUAUCAGAUUUCGUUCCGGUAGAUGUCGUCACUGUCGACACUCGACCUCAUACCGUCAUGAGCAAUCCCCCAAGUCCCGCAGAUGAGCCCCCUGCCAUGGGCAUCAAACGUGAUAACACCUCCAAUAUGUUCCUUCGACAACACACGCUGGAUGCUAUCCAAGACCCCCUGGAUGCGGAACAAAGCGACAGAGAGGACAUUCCGUCGACGAGACACUGCACACCUAGGAGCCCUCACCCUCUGUCUUUCCAAUCAAGGGCCGCUUCGAUCUUUCCGCCUCUAGAACCUUUCUCGCCAUUAUCACCCAAACCGAAACCCUCCUGCACUCUCCGUAUCACACCCAUCAUGACCGUUGUUGAUGUGCAGCCAGUCUCAGCACGCCAGUCACCAGCUCCUCGUUCGAAGGAGCAGCGCAGUCUUGUCAGCAAAAAAAGCACUGUUUCCCCUCUCCACGGCACCCCUGAGAUUCACAUCACCGGCUCCGACACGUCCCCCCACUCUCAACAUCAUGGACGAACAGUCCGCCAUAUGCCCAGCUUCUCCGACAUGCGAAGCACGACCUCUAUUGAACAUCUCAUUCUCGCGCGACACUCGAGUUUCGUUCCAACAGUUUCAACAAGCACCUCCUAUAGCACCCUCCCUACCAGACCACCAACGGCUUGUUCAUUCCGUCGUCCCUCUCCAGCAGCCGUCCCCCGGUCAGAGUCCCACCAGAACCUCCUACGUCAAUACGAAGAACUCCACUACACCCACAACCACGAAAUUGAACUUUUGGUUCAACGCCUCGACAGAUUAGAAUCGGUCAACAACCGCUGGCUCAACACCCUCAUCCCCCUGAUCGAGCGCCUGGCCCGCCGAUUGCCCUCUUCCAGAUCAACGUUGAGCACCUGCAAAAGCACAAGCGACAUCGCCUCGGGGGCCGCCACGCCCAGAGCCACCACCACCACCACCACCACCACUACCACCACAAGGAGGAAACACUACUCCUGCCCUCAACACCGCAGCCCCUGCCCUCAACACCACAACCCCUACCCUCGCCACCGUAUCUCCUCAGAGGCCUCCACAAACGACAGUGACUCCCUUGACUACCGACACCUCUCCCACUCCAACCCACCCAUCCCGGCGGGUUAUCAUUCCCGGUACUACGAGCCGCCACAGACAAUGAAUACCUCUGAUGUGAGCUCGCAUUAUUGGGAUCCGAGUAAUGAUGACCUGUUGCUGCAUUCGUACAGUCAGGGGGGGCAGGAGGUGGCGGUUGAUCGGUUGCCGUCACGGCAUGCGGGGGUGUCGUUGCUGGGAGGGGACUUUGGGACAAUGUUUACGAGGCGCGUUAGGGAGGUUGAACAGAGACAAGAGGAAGAGAGGGGUGGGGAAAGCGGUCUGGGGAAGAGGGAGUGGCCUUGGCCGGGGAUGUCGCAGCUGAGUGGGAUGGAGACGCUGGAGCCGGUGAUGAGAGGGUUGGUUGAGGAGAUUGGAGCUGGAGAGGAGGGGGAGUUGAGAGAGGUGGAGGAUCCUCUUGGGGGGCACAGGUGA